This is a messenger RNA of Rhodotorula toruloides NP11, 1788 nucleotides long. RefSeq names its product mitochondrial outer membrane translocase receptor TOM70. The transcript is spliced from 9 exons. Gene Ontology annotation, molecular function: protein binding. The record is from RefSeq and is a predicted model, not a curated record. The coding region runs from base 1 to 1788 and encodes 595 amino acids. NCBI's taxonomy places the organism in Eukaryota, Fungi, Basidiomycota, Microbotryomycetes, Sporidiobolales, Sporidiobolaceae.
AUGGCUUCGAACGCUCAGGCUGCGCAGACGACCUCGUCGAGCCUCUCGCUGUGGUUCCAGCAGCACCGCCGCGCCGUCCUCAUCACCGCAGGCGUCGUCGCGCUCUCGGCAGCCGGAACGCUCUACUACACCCAGAGCAACUCGCAGCACGCCCGCCGCGCGAGGGAGCAGGCCAGGGACGCCGCCAACAAGGCCGCAGACAAGGCCAAGAAGGAGCGCAAGCAGAAGAAGCCCAAGCAGCCGGGCGAGGGCAAGCCAGACGCCAAGUCGGCCGACGACGAUGACGAUUCCCUGAAGCUGACGGCGUCCGACAUCGAGGUGAUGGACCCGGAGACUCGCUCGAAGACCGCCCUCACUCUCAAGGCUCGCGGCAACAAGCUCUACUCGGCGAAGCAGUACCAGGAGGCCAUCGACUACUACACCAAGGCGAUUCAGUGCGAAGAGCAGGCGGUCUUCUACUCGAACCGGGCCGCAUGCUACACGAACCUGAACCAGCUCGACAAGGUCGUCGAGGACUGCUCGAACGCGCUCCGCCUCGACCCGCAGUACAUCAAGGCGCUGAACCGACGAGCGACCGCGCGCGAGCAGCUCGGAGACGCCGAGAACCUCUACCUCUCUCUCUGCGACUUCACCGCCUCGGCAAUCCUCGACAACUUCAGCACGAGCUCGACGACCGACUCGGUGGAGCGCGUCAUGAAGCAGCUUGCGACGCAAAAGGCGCAGGACAUCCUCACCACCCGCGAGCCCCGCCUCCCCUCCCCGACUUUCAUCACCGCCUACCUGACCGCCUUCCGCACUCGCCCUCCUCCUUCUCUCCCCGCCAACCCGAGCCAGGGCGACCGCACGCUUCAGCUCGCAUACGACGCGCUCGACGCCAAGGACUUUACGCACGCCUUCACCUUCUUCAACGAGUCGAUCAAGCAGGGGAUCUCGACUUCGGCGGGCAAGGCCGAGGCGCUCAACAUGCGCGCGACGUUCAAGUUCAUCAUGAGCGAUGCGGAGGGCGCGCUUGUCGACCUCGACGAGGCGACGACUGUCCAGCCCGACAGCGCGCAGAGCUGGGUCAAGAAGGCGAGCGUGCACAUGGAACUUGGCCGGCCAGAGGACGCGAUGAAGGACUUUGACCGCGCUUUGGAGAUUGACCCGAACAACGCCGACGUCUUCUACCACCGCGGCCAGGUCUUCUUCAUCACGGGCGAAUUCGACCGCGCCAUCGCCGAGUACCGCCGGUCGUCCGAGGUCGACCCGGCCUUCAUCUUCUCACACAUCCAGCUCGCGGUUGCGCAGUACAAGUCGGGCUCGACCGAGAAGGCGCUGCACCAGUUCCGGCGGCUGAUCGAGAAGAACCCCGAGUCGGCCGAGGUGUACAAUUACUACGGCGAGCUCCUGCUCGACCAGCAGAAGUUCCCCGAGGCCGUCAACGCGUUCGACAAGUCGAUCGAGCUCGCGAAGAACAACCACCCGCGAAACGUGCUCCCGAUGGUCAACAAGGCGCUCGCCAUCUUCCAGCACCGCCAGGACUUUGCGACGGCCGAGAGCAUCUGCCGCGAGGCGGUCGACAUUGACCCGCAAUGCGACGUCGGCGUCGCGACGCUCGCCCAGCUCCUGCUCCAGCAGAACAAGGUUCACGACGCGGCCGACAUGUUUGCCAAGUCGGCAGAGAUGGCGAGAACCGAGCCCGAGCUCGUCAACGCCCUCACCUACGAGAAUGCCACCCGCGCCCAGAUCGCCUUCCUCAAGAACUACCCUCUCCAGGCUGACCGACUCGGCUUGAGCCGGACAGCGUAA